Molecule: messenger RNA, 623 nt
Organism: Sitodiplosis mosellana (orange wheat blossom midge)
Lineage: Eukaryota; Metazoa; Arthropoda; Insecta; Diptera; Cecidomyiidae
Product: ubiquitin-like domain-containing CTD phosphatase 1
Exons: 3
Molecular function (GO): RNA binding; cadherin binding
Source: RefSeq, a predicted model, not a curated record
AUGACCUCACCUAAGGAUGUGUCGAUCAUCGUUAAAUGGAAUGGAAAAGAGUAUCCGAUAACGAAUAUCAGCCGUAAAGAAACGGUGGCCAUGCUCAAGCAUAAAAUUGCAGAACUCACUAACGUUCAGCCCGAACGACAAAAGCUGUUAAAUCUGAAGUAUAAAGGCAAAGUGGCUGCCGAUGACUUACGGUUAAGUUCGUUAGAACUUAAGCUGCAUUUUAAAUUGAUGAUGGUCGGGUCUCGCGAAGCUGAUAUCCAAGAUGUGCAGAACUUAAUCAACAACCAGGAUAUCUCAGACGACAACGAUGAACCGACUACAUGUGACCACAACGGGGAGCCAACCAGCUCAAUGAACGACUAUGAACUGAAACGAAAAUCUCAACAUGAAACAGCUGAAAUGUCAGAGGGACAGAAAGUGAUUGAAUACAAGGAAACGCCAACGAGAUUCGACGAUUUAUGCGACGACGUAAUUGAUUCGAUUCUGUAUCUUUUGGAACUGCAGGAUUUGGCAUACGUUUCCGACGUAAACAAACAACUUCGAAAUAUUGCUGGAUCAGUAUUCUCUCGAAAAUAUGGAAAUCAUCUAAUAUCAAUUGAUCGCAUUCCAAAAACCUCGAAAUG